CCUUUUUGCCCGGUCCCCCAUGCGUCAGACCGAGCCCCGCGGCCACCCGACCCCGUACCGUGGGCGACUCGGAGUCGAUCCAUCAUGGCUGCGGCCGCCGGCCCUGCUUUUCCGUCCCUGAGCCUUGUGGUCCUCCUCCCUUUGGCUGCCCUGUUUAUAUAGAGCCAUUGCCGCUCUCUAAUAUAGACUCUGCCAGGAUGGGAAGGUGCUUUUCAGGCCUACGUCACCGCCUCUCCAUUUAAACACCAGAUCCGGCUUUAAAUACCUAAAUUAUACAGAUCUGUGAUUGAAGAUGUUAUUAAUGAUGUGAGAGACAUCUUUUUGGAUGAUGGAGUGGAUGAGCAAGUCCUCAUGGAACUAAAAACUUUAUGGGAGAAUAAACUAAUGCAGUCUAGGGCAGUAGAUGGAUUUCAUUCAGAAGAGCAGCAGCUUUUAUUGCAAGUUCAACAGCAGCAUCAACCCCAGCAGCAGCAGCAGCAUCACCACCACCACCACCAUCAGCAAGCUCAACCUCAGCAAACAGUACCUCAGCAAGCACAGACCCAGCAAGUCCUUAUUCCUGCAUCACAGCAAGCCACAGCACCACAAGUUAUUGUUCCUGAUUCUAAACUGAUACAGCAUAUGAAUGCAUCAAGCAUGACCUGGUUCCAUCCCCUAGGUAAUCUUAUGGAUAUGCAGGUACUUCCAAAUCUGAAAAGUCAGCUUCUCCAGGUGGUCAGAGCAGCCAAUGGUGCCCAGUAUAUCUUUCAGCCUCAACAGUCAGUAGUUCUACAACAGCAGGUUAUACCACAAAUGCAGCCUGGUGGAGUUCAAGCUCCUGUUAUACAACAGGUCCUAGCUCCUCUUCCUGGAGGGAUUUCACCACAGACAGGUGUCAUCAUCCAGCCUCCACAAAUAUUAUUUACAGGAAAUAAGACUCAAGUUAUACCUACGACAGUGGCAGCACCCACACAAGCACAAGCUCAGAUAACUGCGACUGGCCAACAGCAACCACAGGCCCAGCCUACUCAGCAGCAAGCUCCAUUAGUGUUACAAGUUGAUGGAACUGGGGAUACGUCAUCUGAAGAAGAUGAAGAUGAAGAAGAAGACUAUGAUGAUGAUGAAGAGGAAGAUAAAGAGAAAGAUGGAGCUGAAGAUGGGCAGGUGGAGGAAGAGCCCCUCAAUAGUGAAGAUGACGUGAGUGACGAGGAAGGACAGGAACUCUUUGACACAGAAAAUGUUGUUGUAUGCCAAUAUGAUAAGAUACACAGGAGUAAAAAUAAAUGGAAAUUUCAUCUCAAGGAUGGCAUCAUGAAUCUUAAUGGAAGAGAUUAUAUAUUUUCCAAAGCCAUUGGAGAUGCAGAAUGGUGAAGAGUUGUUUCUUUUCUUUUAUAAAUAAAACAAAAGAAACUUAAAAAAAUUUAAAGUGGACGGUUUGAAACUUGGACAUAUAUCAACCAAAACUUCACUUCUGCAUGUCCGCAAAGUGCAGUAGAAACAAAGCUACUGGAACAAAGAUAGACCUUGACGACAUAGACACUACUUCUAACUGGCAAGCCAUGGAACUGUAGCACCUGGGAUACUUGGGGUGGGAGGGAAGGGUUUUGUGUAGGAGAACCAUAAUUGUCAAUUUUAAAUACAAGAACCUGCCACUGGUAAUUAGCAUGUAAAGCUUUGUCUAUAUACCUGCCUCCAACUUGAGCUCAACCAGAAGUUACUUGUUGGAAUGAAUUGAAGAAACUUCCCUUUUGAUAGAUUGAACUGAAAUUGCUUAUUGUAUGUGGUUAUAUUUGGUAUAAAUUGCGCGUGAGCUUUUUACAAAAGGGCAAAAUUAUGGUGUUGAAUUUUAAUUCACUUGUAUAAGGAAACAGUUUAAAACACGGAAUAGGUCUUAAAUAUUUUUUACUUGUUAUUCACCCUCAAUAAUAUAUACCUCUUCUUUGCUUUAUGAAACAUCUAUUUAAGAUGUACAGGAAAUAAUAAGUGAUCACAGUUUGAAGACAGUUUGACCCAGAAAUGGAUAUUUUAAUUAGGUUUUCAUACUUGUUAAAUGUAAUUUGAAGACUUAGGUCUUAUCUGAGUUGAAUGGAAUUAAAAUGGCAACUUUAAUUUCCUUACUAAAAAACUUGUUUUUUUUUCCCCCCAUACUUCAAAAUGAAACCCCAGAUUGACUCAUCAAGAAUAUAUUUUUAUUUCCCAAUGGUAACAUCUAGUUAAAUAUUAAAUAGACAUGAAUAUAUGGAGAGUUUUCUUGGGUGGAAGUGUGUGCUUACAUAUAAAUAUAUGGUCUUUAAACAGUCAGAUGACAUUCUGUACAUUAAAGCAUAAGGGCAGGUGAUGAGGAUCUGAAUUUUUAUUAAAAAAUUUAGUAAUUAUAGAAGUUUCUUGUGUUUACUAGUAAAGAAUUUAAAACUAUUAUUUUAAUUUAACAAAGUUUUUAAAAGCAACUUUGUAAUUGAGGGGGGCACAGGGGUGGGUAGAGGGAGGUGGGCCACUAAGUACAUAUUUACCUCUUUAAUUGGGUGGCCCUUCCUGGCCACUGAUAAUACAGACUCUCUGGCCACUGAUAAUACAGGCUCCAGUUUGCACAUUGGAAAAAAAAAAACAGAAAUUUGACUUGUAUAUUAAAAAUAAUAGAAAUUUAAUAUGUAUAUUAAGAAUGGGUAGCUCUAUUUCUGCAAUAGACUCUAUAAAGAACAGUGUGGCAUUGCUGUGUUCAGUGUGAAUCAGCUGCCUGGGAGACCUGCAGCAACGCUCACCUCUACCUUUUUGUUUCUAGUAAUUCUGCUUUCCACAUAUUUUGACAAAAUUCCCAUUUUUUUCAUAUAUAUAUAUAUAUAUAAAAUAUUUGUCUUCCAUUUUUGCCUUUAGUUUGCCUUUAUGUGUUUCUAGAAGAAUCAGAUAAACACUUUAUUACCAAGGAGAAAACUGUGAGCUAUUAUAUAGUGUUUCUUACUUUGUUUUAACGGAAGUCGUCAAAUAUUUUCAACAAAAAGCUACUCAAUUUUUUAUUUUCCUUUUUGGCUUACUUUCCGCCUCACUUACCAGUUUGUUCUCUUUAACUUAUCUGAGAUUUGGUAUAAAUGGUAUUAUCUAGCAUGCUGUAGUUAUGUUUUAUAUAGAUACCAUAACUGCUAAUAGUUUUAAUUUUUAUGAUUAAUUUUGCUUUCUGGGUGAUGUUUGUUACCACUCAAAUAGCACAGUUUUAUUGUUUGUUAAGACUGGGAGGAGGGCGUAAAAAAUUCUUAAAAGCCAUUUUGUGUGGUUAAAGGAAGAACAGUAUAGUUACUAAAAGGUUUCUAUUUACUCAAUGAAGAAGGCAAUGAUCUAAACUACCUAUGAAAGUUUAGCAGUGUUGCAAUGUUGCUUAAAUGAAACUCCAGUUAUUUAGUAGUUCUUAGCUACUGAAACUUGGAUUACUGUAUUAUAGUCAGCACAUGGCUUGGUCCUUCUUUGUAGAUAAGCAUCCAUAUAUUCAUAGUAGCAUAUUAUAUGCUGGCCUGUUUUUAAAAGCUCUUAUUUGCAAACAUGAACAACCACUGCUUGCAGAAUGACUCAUGAGGCUUAUUUUGAAACAGGAACUAACCAUUUGUAUUUGCACCUGUGUAUUGCAUAUUAAGUGUAGCAUACUUGGCAAAUGUUUUUCUUUUACCUAUGAAAACUAAAAGCUGGUUCAAACAACACUGCAUACCAAAUUGUGCUCUUAUAUACGAUUGCAUUGUAUUCCUUUUUUUUUCUUUAAAAAUUUUUUAAAGUAGCUUGUAUUCCUUUUUAAUCAAGAAGUUUUAUUUUUAUGAUAGUUGCUUUUGUUGUAUAAAUGUCAGUUGCUUUACAUUUCAAUGCUCUUAAUAUUUACAUCAUUUCAUUAGGUUCCAUUAAGAUGUCAUUCCUUUGAAUAGGCGAAGGGAGUCCCACUUUGAAAAAUUUAAGAUGAAAGUAGCACAUUUAGCCAAAAGAAAGAAAUAAUUCAAACUUGGUUUCAGAUGAUGAUCUGUUGAGAUUUGCACAAAUGGUGAUGACACCUUUUACAUAAAAAUUAACAUUAAAUAAAGUGGUAAGGAAAACAACACCAAAUGACUAAUGUGGAAAUGUGUGCCUUUCAGUAUACGAACUUCCUUGGUGGUCUUUUGUCAAUCAGACCACUUGAACGGCUGAGAGCGCGUGUAAUUUCUGUAGAGCUGCCACAUGUACUAACACCACUGUAAUGUGCAAUUAGUUUCUAGACUAAAAUGUCACAAUGAGGGAUCUUUUUGUUGGGCUUUUAUAUUUUUUUGGAAUGCUCACAUUUCUUUCUGUUAAUUAAAUGUCAUCAUAAGUCACAUUUAUACUGCUGCCUUUUUAAAAGUGAAAGCCACUAAUGUUCUGCUAUUGCAUCAAGAUUUGAGCAAUGUGUACAGUGGUUAAAAUGUGUUUUUGAAAAGCAUAAUACAUUCUAGUAUUAGAAAAUAACAAAAAUAUAAUGGCUUUUUAUAUAAAGACUUUCUUUUCUAUAUUGAAAAUCAAGGAUUUUUUUUUCUUCUGGCUUUUAUGGAGGAAUGAAAGGAGUUGUCUCCCUGUAAGUAAUUUUUUAAAUUAUUAUUAUAGCAAUAAUGUCACCAUUAUUAUCAGAGGGUAAUUGCUUUGUGUAGGAGAAUCUAAUUUUUUCUUUGAAGUUCCCUUUAUAACAACAUUUUCUUCUGAGAAAAUUCCUAUAUUUUCGAAUAAUUUCAUCUUGAGCUUUUUUGAGCUUUUGUGCAAUGUAAUAUUUUACUGAUCUGUCUUUGUACAUUUUCAUUUCAUAUAUCUGUCUCCUACCUACCUGUCUGAAUCAACUCUAGCACGUUUUUAAUUUGUUGGUUAAAAAUAGUUACUUUGUAAAUACAUUUCCUUAUGGGUUUAUGUUAGUUUUGCAUUUAAUCUAUUAUGCUAUGGAAAUUAUUCUGAAGUUUAUAGUCUUCCCUUUUGAAGCCUGCCUUAGACUUUUUGUCAUUUUAUGUGGUUAAAAGGAAGAACACAUCAAACUGAGUAUCUGUUUAUUUUGAAGAACAAAAAUGUUUUCCUUUAAAGGAAGAACUACAUUAAGUUAGUAAACUACUUUUUCAGGCAAGUUUUCUUAAAUCAGUCCAGUAUGCAUCAGGGCUACACCCUGUGGGGAGGAAGCUAAUCCUUUUUGCUGUUCUGAGCUAUUAUUGUCAACUGCUGUUGUACAUAUAUACUCUGUUAUGUGUAAGGGCGUAAAUAUAUUUAUUAUGUUUGUAAAAUUCAUUCUGUACAAUUGCAGAUCAAGGUUGCUCUUCUGUGAUAUAUGGGACAUUAUGUUUUAAAGACCAUCUUGGAAUACAAUUAGAAGAAAACUUAGUAUUUUGAUGUACUAAGACCUAUUUUAAGUUUAAUAUUUUACCUUUGCAAAAACUUUAAUUAAAGAUGUUAUUUAAAAAAAG
Dipodomys ordii (Ord's kangaroo rat) is the source of this 5399-nucleotide messenger RNA. It is a transcript of the gene Gtf2a1, whose product is annotated as general transcription factor IIA, 1, 19/37kDa. Gene Ontology annotation, cellular component: transcription factor TFIIA complex. Lineage: Eukaryota; Metazoa; Chordata; Mammalia; Rodentia; Heteromyidae. The transcript has 9 exons. The record is from RefSeq and is a predicted model, not a curated record. The coding region runs from base 352 to 1350 and encodes 332 amino acids. Gene Ontology annotation, biological process: transcription by RNA polymerase II; transcription initiation at RNA polymerase II promoter.